AUGACUCACAUCUGGUCUCGACUGACUGCCGGCGUCCUUGUUGCCAGACUCACAUCUGGUCUUGCGUCCUUGUUGCUAGGCAUCGAGGUGAAGUUUAAGAACAUGGUGUACCCGGUGAUCUUGGCGCCGACCUUCGUCCCUGAACUCAACGCGGUGACGCACACGGAGCACGGUGUGGUGUUCGGUGCAGCGUGCACUCUCAGCCACAUGGGGGCGGUGCUGAAACAGGAAGUGGAGAAGCGUCCUCCUCACCAGACCCGAGUCUUCGUCGCCGUCCUGGAGCAGCUGCGCUGGUUCGCCGGGCUGCAGAUCCGCAACGUAGCGGCCGUUGGGGGGAACAUCAUGACGGCCAGCCCCAUAUCAGACCUCAACCCUGUGUUCAUGGCAGCGAACUGCAAACUCACACUGAUGGACAAAGACGGCAGCCGUGUGAUUCGUAUGGACGACGGUUUCUUCCGCGGCUACAGGAAGACGAGUGUGCGUCCGCAGGAAGUGCUGCUGUCCAUCGAGAUCCCGUACAGCAAGAAGACUCAGUUCGUCUCCGCCUUCAAACAGUCGCCUCGGCGGGAGGAUGACAUCAGCACCGUCACCGCGGCGAUGAGCGUCACCUUCGCCCCGGGGACCGCGGUGGUGGAGGACGUGAGGCUGAGCUACGGCGGCAUGGCGCCCGUCACCACGCUGGCGAGGACCACGGCCCAAAGGCUGCUGGGACGGUAA
Molecule: messenger RNA, 717 nt
Organism: Etheostoma cragini (Arkansas darter)
Lineage: Eukaryota; Metazoa; Chordata; Actinopteri; Perciformes; Percidae
Product: xanthine dehydrogenase/oxidase-like
Exons: 5
Coding region: 1-717 (238 amino acids)
Molecular function (GO): iron ion binding; FAD binding; oxidoreductase activity
Source: RefSeq, a predicted model, not a curated record